AUGAAUAGAUGUAUAUAUAUAUCCAAAUAUUUACAAAACCACAUCGAAGUAAAUAUCUAAAAACAAAUGAAAACAAAUUUUGUAUCUGAUAUUCCGUAUCUAUCUCGAGGCCUAGGAUCUCCGCAUUAUCGUUAUUGUUGUAGUUCAUACAUAUGGAUGUACCAGGUAUUUUUCAAUACAAUUCAAUUCAAUAUCACUACCUACCUGGAUAUCAUAAAAUCUGCCCAGCCAUUCAUCAGAAGUGGCUGAAUCUUUAAAACUAGGUAGGUAAGGUUGGAAGGUUGCGAGGUACCUAGAUGAGUGAGUGAGUGAGUGAGGCACGGAAAUGCGCCUCGCCUACCAUUAGGCAAGGUCACAAAACCACCAUGUCGUUUCAUUCCAUCAUCUAUCCACCUCCCUAGCUAUUUAUUUUCCCAAAACGCAACAAAACAUCUUCUUCCCUAAUGCAAUUCCCAAAUAGAUGGGAAUUGAUCGUCGCUCACGAUUCCAAUUGUAGAUAAAUCUCUUUCGGGAUGGGAUGUUAAUUAUAUGGUGAUUUAGAGAUGUUCUAUGUUUACCUAUCAUUGUGUUUUGAGAUUGUGGUGCGAAACGCGUAUGAUAUCCUGGAUGGAUGAACGAAUGAACGAAUGAAUGAAUAGGGAGAGCCAACUUGUCACCAACAAUUUUCAGCAGGUUUGGGUUUUCUGCGGCUCAGUGGUUUGGGGGCGAUUUUUGGGUAGAGAUUGGAGUUACAAUAUUGUAACCUAUUGACGAAGGAGAGGCACAGCUUGAUGGUGUGGUGGGGUGCGGUGUGGUAUUGUUUGUUCGUUUGUUUAUGAUUAUGCUUUUUCUUGAUUCGACGAGUCGCGCAGAUACAUACAUUAUUCUGUAUUUGUUUGCGAUUCUUGAUGCUUUCUUCUUCUUCAGUGUUUGCAAUAUGUCUAUGUUUAUCAUUUCAAUUAAAUUAUCGAGAUUGAUCAGCGCGGAAGCCCGCAUUGUUAUUCUUGAUUGCAUAUCCGUGUGUACAUGAUUGGCUGGUUGGAGUUGUAGGCCUCAAAAUUGUAGCAGGUAUUAGGGCAGCGUUUAGCUCUAGAAUCUUGCCUGCUUUUUAUUGAUGGAGGGGUGCGGUAUCAUGCAUGUAUUGCAUGAAUCAGCCUUUCCGCAGCAUGCUUGAGGGUGGCCGUUUGGAAGGCCUCGUUGAAGGGAAGAGAGGUAGAUGGACAUGUCAGUUGAAAGAUCGAGGUACAAAUAUGAUGGGAUAACCUCUUGUUCAGUUUUUGUUCACAGCAGAUUUCCUUGUAUGAAUUUUGUUUCUACUAUUCUGAACAGUAUAUCUUUUCAACGCAAUCAAGCGACACAGCAAUCAGAUUCUAUCUACAGUCGGCAACUUCUUAGACACGAAAGAGCUUCUCGACACCCAGGCAAUAUGUCUUCCUCUCGUGGAUCAUCUGUCGCUGUAGAUGAUGAGAGCUUUCACGAUAGUCCAAUCACUCCUCAGAGCCCAAUUCCCAAAGAUGAGCUGAAGACUACAUCUUCUCUCAAAGGUCUACAAACAGAGGAGCAGCAACGUGUUCUUGACACCGUUGCACACUUGAGAAAGUGUGGCCUCGAGAAUACUCUGCCCCUUCCACAACUGGUCGUUUGUGGUGACCAAUCUGCUGGUAAAAGUUCGGUUCUCGAGGCAUUGACCGAAAUCCCUUUCCCGAGAAAUGACAAUCUAUGUACUCGUUUUGCAACUGAGAUUAGUCUCCGCAACGCUGACACGAAAACACUGACUAUCAAGAUUAUUCCGGAUGAUGAGCGGCCAUCUAAAGAGCAGACCAUGAUUAAGGGGUUUGUGGAAAGCAUCACAGAUUUUGAUGAACUUCCUCGAAUCAUGGAUCUAGCCAUGGAAGCUAUGGGUAUAAGUGCUAAUCUCGACCCGAAUGCUCCACCACGGGCAUUUGCGAGAGAUGUCCUGAGCAUUGAAUAUUGUGGCCCAGAUUGUCCCCAGCUGACUUUGGUCGAUCUUCCGGGUUUGAUCGCCUCUGAAACUGUCGAGGCAACAGCUGCAGAUGUUGAAACAGUCGCAGCCAUAACAGAGCAUUACAUAAAGCAGCCUCGAACAAUUUGCCUUGCUGUUGUCUCUGCAAAAAACGACGUUGCGAAUCAGCAAAUCUUGAAGAGAGUGAGGGCCCACGAUCCUCACGGGGAUCGCACUCUUGGUAUCAUCACUAAGCCAGAUACUCUUGAUAAAGGCUCUGGAAAUGAGAAAGCUUUCAUCAGCUUGGCGAAGAACGAGAAUGUCAGAUUUAGACUGGGUUGGCACGUGGUAAAGAAUCGAAGAUACGAGGAGAGAGAUUUUUCUCUAAUGGAACGUAACAUGGCGGAAGAUUCUUGGUUUCGUGCCUCCAACUUCAAGACUUUGUCGAGAAAUCACAUCGGCAUCGAACGAUUGCGUGGUCGUUUGGCCGCUCUAUUGUUCCAACACAUCAAAAAAGAACUCCCUCAGCUCCGUCGUGAUCUUGAAACGCAACUCGCCACUGCAAGUGAACAACUCGGGUUGCUCGGCGAUGCUAGAUCUACACCUUCUGAGUGUCGAGCAUAUCUGGUACAGCUCAGCACCGAUGUCCAAAAAAUCUGCGCCGCUGCGGUUGAUGGACAUUAUGAAGGGCGAUACUUUCAAUGUGAAGUUAACUCCGAGUUCAAACUCGAUCAGAAAGCAGCCCUUCGUCGUAUGCGAGCUUGUGUUCAAACGAUGAACUCUCAAUUCACGGAAGUAGUGCGUAGAAAAGGUCACAAAUACCAGAUCGACAAUUCUGUAGGCGCACAAUCGACUAGAGGAACGAUGGAAGCAGAAGAAGCAGUUGAAAAAGGCGAGCCUGAAAGACUUACGAAGAAGGAGGGUCUGGAUUGGGUGAGGCAGGCACUCACUAGGACUCGUGGAAAGGAGCUUCCAGGCAACUACAACCCUUCACUAAUUUCAGAGCUGUAUUGGGAGCAAUCCGUGAAAUGGGAAGAGCUCGCCGCACAACACAUUGAACGAGUGUCCGAUGUGUGCACCGAGUUCCUCAAGAACUUACUUCUAGAAAUGACCCCAAGAGACGUUGAAUCACGCUUGUGGUCAUCCCGGAUCGAGGACGAGUUGAGAAAUCGCAAUGCUGCCGCCAGUCGAGAGUUGGAUAACUUGAUUGUAGACAACAUGAACCAUCCCAUCAACUACAAUCAUUAUUACACCGAUACGAUUAAGAGCCGCCAGGAAGAACGAGCAAAUGCAGAACUCGAAAAAUGUUGUCAGGAUGCUUCCGCCGGGGUUGAGACAUCUGAAGGAGUGCAGCUAGGUCCUGUGAUCCAAAAAUUGAAGGAAAGCCUCUUCAAGAGCACCGAGAAAGAUAUGGAAGUCGUUUCAUGCGAAGCGGCUUUGGAUUGUGUCAUGGCAAUCUACAAGGUCCUUCAAAAGGUUUUCAUCGCAAACGUGACUACGCAAGUAGUCGAGCGUCACAUUGUUCGCGGCUUGGAACGCAUUUUCGACCCUGUUGCUGUCAACAAGAUGUCUGACCAAGAUGUCGAGGCGAUUGCUAGUGAACCAGGCCAAGCCAGACAAGAGAGGGCAUAUUUGGAGGACCAGAUUAAAAAGCUUGGAGAAGGAAAACGAAUUUUCCGAACGAUCAUGAGCGGUGCGACUACACUCUAGGACGUCGAGCGGUAUUUGACUACAUGUGAGGGAGGAUUGUGAGAUGCGGCUGGUGCGAAGUGGGUGUUGCGGGUAGAGUGGAAGGAAGAAUAGUGCCGGCGAAUACCGUACCGCGGGAGUACAUUUCCUUUUUGCUUCGACAGUGAUCGUUGUACUACUGGAUAUCUACCUUUAUUAUUAUCGUUAUUGUAGCUUUUCAUGCCUCAUUAGUAGGUUGGUGCAACAUUAUGAUUUUUCAUCUUUGUUAAAGUGCGAUGAGUGAUAAGAUU
This is a messenger RNA of Botrytis deweyae, 3921 nucleotides long. RefSeq lists its product as uncharacterized. Gene Ontology annotation, molecular function: microtubule binding; GTPase activity; GTP binding. The record is from RefSeq and is a predicted model, not a curated record. Lineage: Eukaryota; Fungi; Ascomycota; Leotiomycetes; Helotiales; Sclerotiniaceae. The coding region runs from base 1196 to 3652 and encodes 818 amino acids. Gene Ontology annotation, cellular component: cytoplasm; membrane; microtubule. The transcript is spliced from 3 exons.